CAGACUGGAGAGAAUGGCCGCCAGUGGAGAGGUAGGGAAGCUGUUACAAGUACAAAAUGGGACACCUCCAACCACCAACUACAACGGCGUAGAUGCUGUGCAUGCCUGUAACAUUCUUCAGCAACUCAAAGUCUUGUACGAUGAAGCACAGCUCACUGACAUCGUUGUAGAAGUGGACCACGGCAAGACUUUCUCAUGUCACCGAAAUGUUCUUGCAGCAAUCAGCCCAUAUUUUAGGUCCAUGUUUACCAGUGGCCUUACAGAGAGCAGUCAGCGUGAGGUCAGAAUUGUUGGAGUGGAGUCUGAAUCCAUGCACCUUGUCCUGGAUUAUGCCUACACAUCCAGAGUCGCGCUUUCAGAGUCCAACGUCCAGGCCCUGUUCACGGCAGCCAGCAUUUUCCAGAUUCCUGCCCUCCAGGAUCAGUGUGCCCAGUUCAUGAUCAGCCGGCUUGACCCCCAGAACUGCAUAGGGGUCUUCAUGUUUGCUGACGCAUAUGGUCACCAAGAACUGAAGGAACGCUCACAAGAUUAUAUCCGUAAAAAGUUCUUGUGUGUGGCACGGGAGCAAGAGUUCCUCCAGAUGACAGAGGAGCAGCUGGUCAGCAUUCUCAACAAUGAUGACUUAAACGUGGAGAAGGAAGAGCAUGUAUAUGAGAGCAUUGUCCGCUGGCUGGAACAUGAUCAGUCUGGCCGUGAAGCCCACCUUCCAGAAGUUUUUUCCCAAUGCAUCCGUCUGCCCUUGUUGGACGAGGCUUUUCUCAGUAGGAUACCUGCCCCUUUUGCCCACGCCCUGUCCUUGUCUCAAGACCCUGCUGAGGCCAAAGCUCGCCUCACUGGCACAAAUGGUUGUCCACAGCGCCUGGGUAUGACUGCUUCUGAGAUGGUCAUCUGCUUUGAUGCUGCUCACAAACACUCAGGUAAGAAGCAGACAGUGCCUUGCCUGGACACGGUCACGGGAAGGGUGUUCAAGCUCUGCAAACCUCCUAAUGACCUUCGAGAAGUUGGUAUCUUGGUGUCAUCGGAGAACGACAUCUUCAUCGCUGGUGGGUACCGUCCAAGCAACAGCGAGGUGUCCAUUGACCAUCGGGCAGAGAGUGACUUCUGGCAAUAUGAGCAUGCAGGCAACCGGUGGCUUCCUCGCGCACCUCUGCUGAGAGCGAGAAUAGGAUGCAGGCUUAUUCUCUGCUGUGGGAAGCUUUAUGCACUGGGAGGCCGAGUUUAUGAAGGCGACGGGCGAAACGCAUUAAAAUCAGUAGAAUGCUACGAUGCCAGGGACAACUGUUGGACUGCAGUCAGUCCUAUGCCAGUGGCCAUGGAGUUUCACAGUGCCGUGGAGUAUAAAGAUCGCAUCUACAUUCUCCAAGGUGAAUAUUUCUUCUGCUUUGAUCCCCGUAAGGACUAUUGGAGUCAUCUGGCCCCAAUGACUGUCCCCCGGAGUCAGGGUCUGGCUGCCUUGUAUAAGAACUGCAUCUACUACAUUGCUGGCAUUUGCAGGAACCACCAGCGAACCUUCACCGUGGAGGUCUACGACAUUGAGAGGAACACAUGGAGCCGUAAGAGAGAUCUGCCAUUUGACCAAGCCACAAGCCCGUAUAUCAAGGCCAUGCUGCUGCAAGGCAAGCUGCACCUGUUUGUACGUGCCACACAGGUCAUGGUGGAGGAGCAUGUGUUUCGCACCAGCCGCAAGAACUCCCUUUACCAGUACGACGAUGAGGCAGAUGUUUGGACCAAAAUCUAUGAGACACCCGAUCGCCUCUGGGAUUUGGGCCGCCAUUUUGAAUGUGUGGUGGCCAAACUUUACCCACAGUGUCUACAGAAAGUGCUUUGAAAUGGGUGAUUUGUGAACCCAGUCUAUUAGGUGGAGAGAGUAGAGUGGUCCUGCCUGCCUUGUGCCUGGUGUUACCUUGAGUUUGCACCCCACAGACCAUUUAACAUUAAGUCUUAAGUUGCUCAGACUUUGGUUUAACUUGAUCAAAAUGAGGGUGCUUUUAAAGAUUGCAGUAUUUUUUUUUUCCUGACAGCACCAACUACUCACUGAGGCUUGUUUAACAAAACUCUACAAGGAAUCAUAAGUGCAAUUAUCCUAAUUUUUGCUUGUUGUUGAGCCAUGUUUUAUUUUUAUUUUUUCGAGACGCGUAAAUAGGUAUGGAUUUUUAAAAACGUUUGGCAUGCAAAUGAAGGUGUUGGCAAAGUAAAUGUGCCCUCUGGAGAUAUGGAUGCCAUGUGUCAACAUAAAGUGAAACUAUAGAUAAAUAACUAUAUAAAUGAUAUAUUCAUACGGGUAAGAUGAGUACCAUAGCUCAUUUAUAGGUUGCUGGCUCUGACGUUUUUGUGUAUUUUUUUUUUGUUUUUUUCUAUUGUGUGUAUGCCUCUCUUCAGUUUAUUUUAUAGACAAGUUUUUAAUAUGAAGUGUGCUUGUGAUUUACAUUAUCUUAGUGUUUUAAAAGGUGGUAGCAUGUAUAUUUUCAUGCCUCCCCUCUUCUUUCAGAAGCGUUGGCAUGUCAAACCACACACUAAAUGUGGCUACAGAGCUACUUAGGUCUUUUGUUUUUUGAGAUUCCAGUUCAAUGGGGCUCACACCUCCCACUCUCUGAGUUGGCAUCCAUUUUGUGUCACAUUGCAAAGAAAAUUUAUGUGAAAUCUUAAAAUAUUCACUCUCCACAUUGGAGAAAUAGGACAGAGUCAAAUUUGCGCCAACUCUACGUGGCAAGUUCAGACCAACUAACAGGUUUACCUCAGAAACUUCGGAUAUAUUUGACUAGGAGAAAAGGGAUGUUUAAGGUCAUUGUGUUGAUAAAGCAAAUGUGUUAAAAGCUCAGUUUAGAAAUGAUCUUUGAGGGUAUACUUUGGCAUUAAGAAGAUAAUUUUGAAAAGGGUUGAUAAAAUGCCAAAAAAGAGCAUUUGAGGUCUUGUUAUAGUUGUUAUGGACAUUUAAACAAAUUUUGUGGUAGCAAUAAAUCAGGGAACUGUGAUUAGGCUAUAUUAUGUUGUAUUACCUUAGUAAAAGUGCAUUAAUGUUUUUUUGUGUGCUUGUCUGGUAGUGGAGAAAAGAAAAAAAAGAGAAAAACAAUAGUACCAGUAAUGAUUGUUUGGCUGUUGCAUGGGUGCAGGCUGGAAGUGAUGUAUCAAAGUAAUAGUGCAGAUAAUGUGUGAUGCCAAUGUGCCUGUGGCAAGAAAAGGGGGCAUCAGAAUCAAAAGCUGUACUUCCUGAUGAAGAAUACCUGAAAAGUCUUAUCAUUGCACUGAAUUACUAUCUUCUUAACAGUCCUCAACUGCAAACUUUAUGAAGCACCCACCCCCCGUACAAGAUUAUUCAUCUUUUCAUGCCAUCGCAUAGAGGACUUAAACUUUUGGUGCUGCUUUUUUGUUUUGGGUUGGUUACUUUUGCCCCCCCCUCGACAAUCUUGCGUAGAAAAUACCACAACCAAGUGGCUGUCCCUGAAAAAUUGUGACAUUUUCAGUGCUGUCAUUUCCUCCAGCAAAUUCCUGUAUCAUCUUUGCACUAAGCAUUUAUACUAUAUCCAGACCGAAUGCCCCCCGUCCCCCUCAACCAGUUUUCAGUGACCACAUCGUAAUCAUUUAUGAGGUCUACAUGGAAAUAAAUACAGACUUGAGGACAGAAUUUGCUUCUCUAAGAGAAGAUCCUUUGUUAAAAGACUUAAAGCUAAUUUUUAAUCUCUGCCUUCAAUAUAAAAGAAAAAUACGUGAAUGAAUAAAUAUUCAAAAACAUCAAGGAUGAGAGCGAUCAGAGCUUCGACAUGGUGGGUGACAGACGGCUGUUUGAGAACCAGGAAUGGACAACUCUCAGGAUUUCUACUGAUACACAGUACUGUAUUUAAUUUGUUGUGUGUGUAAUAUAUUGUACUAUAGGUUUGCUGUACUUGCACAGUUUUCUAAACUUAUAUUCAUUUUCUUUUAUAACUUGAAAAAUAGGUGUGAUUUCCUGUUUCUUUUUUUUGUCUCCAGUGGUUAUUUUUUCCCUUUUUUUAUGUAAUUAUCAGUUUAGUUAUAGUAGAGUAAUCCUGUUCUGAUGAGGACAAGGUUACCUGCACGAGUGAUACUUUGUUUUUUUUCUUUAGUACAUUAGUAUUUCUUUAUAACAUCUGACUGAAACUAAGCAUUACAGAUAACUACAUUGUUACAUUAUGUUUAAAACACCAGUCAUGUCAUACAACAAGCUAAACAAGGAGCUUUCUGUGUUGGUGGUCGUUUGCUGCCAUAGAGAGCUCAGUCUGGUCGGCGACAUGCAUUGCUCAUGGGUGCUAUUCCAUUAUGUUUCCAUCCAUUUCGUUAUUCAUUUUUAAUUUAAUUUUUUUCCUUUCUUUUGGAUUUCAGGUGAUAGUGGUUUUUGAGCUCAACUGUGAAAUUCACAUUGCACAUAAUUUGAAAAUAAAACUAUCAAAAGUG
Molecule: messenger RNA, 4407 nt
Organism: Cololabis saira (Pacific saury)
Lineage: Eukaryota; Metazoa; Chordata; Actinopteri; Beloniformes; Belonidae
Gene: kbtbd8
Product: kelch repeat and BTB (POZ) domain containing 8
Exons: 5
Coding region: 14-1828 (604 amino acids)
Molecular function (GO): protein binding
Source: RefSeq, a predicted model, not a curated record